AUGUUGGGACCAAAGGGAAUAGUUUUAUGGGUUGCCCUGAGUUUGCUGGUCAGCAAUGUUGUAGCUCUGGAUGUCACCGAAUUGUUCAAUCUCCCUGCUAGUGGCAAUGCGUAUGGAGACUGUUCUUCGCACCAGGCGAGGUUAACCAACUACGCCAGCGAUUUCUCAUCACUGGCUACACAGAUGAACAACGCAUUGCCCGGGAGCUCUUUACUGCGUGGUCUGGUUAUCAAAUUUGACGGCAAUGGAGUGCUCCUUUGGGAGAGUCAGAUGGCGUGGAACGUUGUCACGGAUCACAUCCAGCGUCUCCAAGAUGUUAUCACGAAUAACGGAGUGUAUCCGGCUUGGACUUCUCCUGCAAAUCUAUUUUGUGGUGAUUUUGGAGAACCAUUGUCUUGGGACUUUUAUAUGUUUGAUAGCGCUGGCGACUACAUAGAUCCCCCUACGACAGUUCAAAACAUGUAUGGAGAUUGGGCGAGCUACAUCGGAGGUGCGCAAGUACCCUACUGGGUUCCAUCACUGAAUGAGUACCAUCUCAUAUCCCCCACGACUUUCACGGCGGAUGCGAUGUGUUCUGAUACCAGUGGGCUGGAAGGGCUAAAUUCUUUCGGCAAUUCUCCAUCUCUCACGAAUCUUAUGAUGGAUUGUCUCAGCUUGGCGCUGGAUCCCUAUGCGCUUGGUACCGGUGUGGCACAAUUUGCAUAUCAGAACACCGAAAAUUAUGUCCAUUUUGCUUUGGCUUGGUGGUACUAUAACUGCAAAACCGUCGGGACCGCGACCCCGGCCACCUUCUAUGCUGGAUUCCUCCAAAAGUGGGACCAUACCUAA
This is a messenger RNA of Aspergillus tubingensis, 828 nucleotides long. RefSeq lists its product as uncharacterized. The transcript is spliced from 4 exons. NCBI's taxonomy places the organism in Eukaryota, Fungi, Ascomycota, Eurotiomycetes, Eurotiales, Aspergillaceae. The record is from RefSeq and is a predicted model, not a curated record. The coding region runs from base 1 to 828 and encodes 275 amino acids.